CGGCCAGCCUCCUGCUCUCCAAGAAGCGCGCUUUGCGCAGGGAGCCGUUUCGCCUCCGCCCGGGCGCGCCUCUUUCCCUCUCGGCCGAGCAGGGCAGGCCCUGGCCGGCGUCGCUUGUCUGCGAGGCUCCGCCGGGAGAGGCUUCCGCCGCAGGGGUCCCUCCGGCCGCGGAAUGGACCCGGGAGACGAGAAGGCGCAAAGGCGUCUUCCUCCGCGGCUGAUUGAACCUGGCCCGGGCGCAGCGCGGCUCGCUCUUCCGACCCUCUGACAAGGGGGAGAUCGUCCGGGGGAGAUUCCUCGGCGAGGAGACGGCGGGAGCCGAGAGGAAAAGGACCUGGUAGCCCCUCUGAUUAGGACAGAAAUUGGCAGAAGACAAAGUUCCUUCAACCGUGUUGGAGGCUUUUGUAAGAUGGAUGGGGACGUCUCAUCUGGCCCUGAAGUAGGAAGAGGCCCUGAUGUCAUCGAGACUGGGAGCAGUGGGGGAUUCUGGGAAAGAACCAUGCAGAAGGCCCUGGGUGAGGAGGACACCCUCAGCUUAGAUGAGCAGCGCCAGCAGUUCAGACAUUUCUGCUACCAGGAGGUUGAGGCCCCCCGAGUGGUUUGCAACAAACUCUACCAUCUCUGCCAUCAGUGGCUGAAGCCAGAGCGACACACAAAGGCUGAGAUGCUGGACCUGGUGAUCCUGGAGCAGUUCCUGGCUGGCCUUCCACCAGAGAUGGAGAGCUGGGUGAGGGAAUGUGGAGUGGAGACCACUUCCCAGGCAGUGGCCCUGGCUGAAGGUUUCCUCCUGAGUCAGGCAAAGAAGCAGGAAGAGCAGCAGGGAGAGGACCUCUUUGCAGAAACCAGCUCCAAUAUCCUUCAAGCCAAGAACACUCCAUUGGACACCAGACGGAGGCCGCUGGGUGAUGGAAGGACGCCGGCGAGAUCUCCUCUGCUGUCUCUUCUUUCUGGCAGAGAGGAGGGAGCUGCCGAGAAAGCGGCUCAGUGCAAGUUAAUGAGAUUUCUGGAAAUUUGUAAUACCCAGGUUUGGAUCCGGAUCGGGUCAGAACAGGGUCCAGUGUCCUUUGAGGAUGUGGCUGUGCAUUUCACGGAGGAAGAGUGGGCCUUGCUGGAUCCUGACCAGAGAGCUCUGCAUAAGGAAGUCAUGGAGGAGAAUUGUGGGGUUGUGGCCUCUCUAGAAAUUGAUGAAUUGGAAAAUGACAAAAUCCACAGAGUGGAGAAGCCAUAUCAAUAUCUAGCUUGUGGAGAGAGCUUCACCCAGAGAUUCCAUCAAAGAAUUCAGAGUGGAGAGAAACCAUAUCAAUGCAUAGAAUGUGGAAAAAGUUUCCACUGGAAGAAAAAUCUCACUUUCCAUCAAAGAAGUCAUACAGGGGAGAAACCAUAUCAGUGCUUAGAAUGUGGAAAGAGCUUUAGUCAGAGCAUCCAUCUCACUGCCCAUCAAAGAAUUCAUACAGGGGAGAAACCAUAUCAAUGCUUGGAAUGUGGAAAGAGCUUUAGUCAGAGCAUUCAUCUCACUUCCCAUCAAAAAAUUCAUACAGGGGAGAAACCAUAUCGGUGCUUAGAAUGUGGAAAGAGCUUCAGCUGGAAGGAAACACUCAUUUCUCAUCAAAGAAUUCAUACAGGAGAGAAACCAUAUCAAUGCUUGGAAUGUGGCAAGAACUUGAGCUGCAAGAGAUACCUCACUUCCCAUCAAAGAAUUCAUACAGGGGAGAAACCAUAUCAGUGCUUAGAGUGUGGCAAGACCUUCAGGUGCAAGAGAUACCUCACUUCCCAUCAAAGAAUUCAUACAAGGGAGAAACCGUAUCAAUGCUUGGAAUGCGGAAAGAACUUCAGCUGUGAGAUAAACCUCACUUCCCAUCAAAGAAUUCAUACAAGCGAGAAACCUUAUCCAUGCUUGGAAUGCGGAAAAAGUUUCAGUUGCAAGAGAUAUCUCACUUCUCAUCAAAGAACUCAUACAGGGGAGAAACCGUAUCAGUGCUUGGAAUGUGGCAAGAGCUUCAGCUGCAAGAGAAAUCUCACUUCCCAUCAAAGAACUCAUACAGGGGAGAAACCAUACCAGUGCUUGGAAUGUGGCAAGAGCUUCAGCUGGAAGGAAAAUCUCACUUCCCAUCAAAGAAUUCAUACAGGGGAGAAACCAUAUCAAUGCUUGGAAUGUGGAAAGAACUUCAGCAGGAAGGAACGUCUCACUUACCAUCAAAGAAUUCAUACAGGGCAGAAACAAUAUCAGUGCUUGGAAGUUGAAAGACCUUUAGUUGGGGCAGCUAUAUGAAGACAGUCUCUUUCCUGUGUAUGCAGAGGAUUGAGGAUUCUUACGUUCUCCCCUUUGCCUGUUGGCUGUUCAUAGUCCUUAUAUGUCAGAUGUGUUCACCUGAGCUUACACUGUCUCCAACAGCAGUCAUCUGAACAGGCAGUCUAAAGGUUGGAGUUCCCACGCAAGACUUCUUGGGGCUUGGGAGAUUUCAUGAAAAUAACAUGACAGCAGAUUGUCGUUAUAAUAUUUAUUUCUAAAAUGUUUUAACACUUCUUAAAAUUUUUACAUGAAUGCAUAUAGUUGGCUUUUGCCAAUAAGUCAAAAUCAAACAAGUUACAUUGCAAUAUAUCUUAUCCAGAAAAUAAAUGAACAUCUGUCACCCUCAGCAUGUUGGCAGACGUCAGCCAUAGUAGUUCUCUUCGACAAACUCCAAAGAUCUGGUUUAUCGGCAGCAGCAAGCAUAGCAGUAUGUUGGACCAGUCUGACAGUGAGCUUAAUGCUCCUGAUCUCUUCCUGAGCUCCUCCUUUUAUAGGAGUGCCCAAGGCUAUACCCUGUGUCACAAGUCAGCUGUUAUCUGACAUGUGGCUGCAUUAGGUCACAAGUCAGGGUGAAGUGUGUCAGUUUAGUGACCAUGCAGGUGUUUCAGAGGACAGUCUAUUCCCAUAUCAGUGCUGGUUUUCCUUAUCUGGGCUCCUUCUGGGAUGAAGGGCAGGAUAUAAAUUUAAUAAAUAAAUAAGAUCAGUUGUUUACUUCCAGCUUGGCAGAUUACCUGAAACAUUGGCUGCUGCUACUUAACAUUUCCUGUGCCACCAUAUAAGCUCCUCCCAGACAAUUCUUCUCAGGCAGUGUUUUAACACAAUUCUUAAGGACUAUUCUUUAGGAUUAUACACAAUAGCAUUUAGACAUGAAAAAUGAAAACGGACUGCCUUCAAGAAAAUAAGAAUACAAAAUCAGCAGGAAAGAGGUUGCUGUAUACACUCACUUAACAUCAAAGUAUCUACUCGGUCCUUAUAUGUUAGAUGUUAGCUCACCUAAAUUCGCAGGUUUCCAAAAGCAGUCGUCUGAGUAGGCGGAAGUAAUGGCUGGAGACCCCACCCAAGGAUUCUUGGUCUUGGAAGAUACCAGAAAAAUUAAAUGGGAAGUUCAGAGAGCAAAAUAUUCUUAUGGUAUUUAUCCAUGUCUUGCACGUUAUAGCUAUUAAAUGCACUCUUAUGUGGUUUUUAUCAUAACGGGAAGAGAAAAUAAGAAUACAAAACCAGCAUGAAAGAAGUUUCUCCGCAUCCUCUGUUGCAAAGUUACAGUGGACACUUAAGCAAUGCAGUGGUGCAAAUACUCGGCAUCUAACAAACAUGAAAAGUGUUUUUCUUGGGUUCAGAAGGGCUCCCUGCUGUCACUGCAGGGUAGGUUGUAAAUGUCAAUGUACUGCCUUCAAGUCGAUUCUGACUUAUGGCAACCCUGUGAAUAGGGUUUUCAUGAGGCUGAGAGGCAGUGAGUGGCCCAAGGUCACCCAGUGAUCUUCAUGGCUAUGUGGGGAUUCGAACCCUGGUCUCCCAGGCCAUAGUCCAGCACCUUAACCACUACACCACAGUGGCUCUCAGGAUAGGUAAUAAAUUCUAACAAUAAUAAUAUAAGUAAUACACACUGGUAAAGGCACCUCAAGAGAUUUAGAGUUGGUAGAUAAGCUUUGUUCAUUUUUGGAAUAGCAGACACAGGAAUCACAGGCUUGAAAUGUUUUUGUUCUAAUAUUGGUUUAUGUUCAUUGUUAAUAUUGUUAUCUUUGGUAUUACAGAGCUUUAUUGUCCUUUUUGGUUAAUUCUUAAUUAUGAUUAGGACUUUUCUCUCCUUUUUCUCUGCUGAUAUUUUCGUGUGUAAUAAAAUUUAAUAAAUAUUUUUUGAAAAGAAUGGAAAAACCUUCAGCUGGGGGAAAAAUACUUCCCAUCAAAAAAAAGUAAUAUGGAGAGAAACUGGAUCAAUGCUUGGAAUGUGGAAAGAGCUCCAGUUACGGCUCCAGU
Messenger RNA from Rhineura floridana, 4264 nucleotides. Its product is annotated as zinc finger protein 883-like. Gene Ontology annotation, biological process: regulation of transcription by RNA polymerase II. Lineage: Eukaryota; Metazoa; Chordata; Lepidosauria; Squamata; Rhineuridae. The record is from RefSeq and is a predicted model, not a curated record. Gene Ontology annotation, cellular component: nucleus. Gene Ontology annotation, molecular function: DNA-binding transcription factor activity, RNA polymerase II-specific; RNA polymerase II cis-regulatory region sequence-specific DNA binding. The coding region runs from base 410 to 2269 and encodes 619 amino acids. The transcript is spliced from 7 exons.